Messenger RNA from Phytophthora nicotianae INRA-310, 1779 nucleotides. RefSeq lists its product as hypothetical. The record is from RefSeq and is a predicted model, not a curated record. The transcript has a single exon. Gene Ontology annotation, biological process: protein phosphorylation. Gene Ontology annotation, molecular function: protein kinase activity. The coding region runs from base 1 to 1779 and encodes 592 amino acids. Lineage: Eukaryota; Oomycota; Peronosporomycetes; Peronosporales; Peronosporaceae.
AUGGCGGAGGAGAGCAUGAAGCUGCGGUGUGGUGUGUACGGCGAAGGGAGUGUCUUCUCCCUCGAAAUCGAGCGCAACGCGGAUGUGGAGGUGCUGCAGGAGAAGAUCGCUGGCAUCUUGAGUACCGAGCAGCACACUGUCCCCCCAAAGUUGUUGACGCUGUACAUGGCGGGGAAGAAGGAAGGGGAGAGAACCAAGUGGCUGUCGGGUGGUAAGAAUGUGGACGACUUGCUGCAAGGAGACGUCGACCACACGUACCAGAAGAUGUUUUCGUGGUGGAAGCUCAACAAAAAGGAGUUGUUUGGGCCGAGUUUCACGCCCGCAGAUGAAGAAGUGAUCCACGUGCUGGUGGACAAGUUCGAUGUGAAGCGACAGCGAGUUGAGCAUAGCACGUCGGACAAGUUCGAUGUGAAGCGACAGCGAGUUGAGCAUAGCACCUCGCUAGCGGAGCUAUGGGAGCACUCGGAGUUGCAACUGGCGGUUUUGCCUGCUCCACACCAGCUGGCAGAGCUCCUCCAGAAGCCAUUGCCGUUCAGACUGACGCUGCGCGAUUCGGUGGUUGCCAAUCGUGUCUUCAGUCCGAAUGGACCACUCAUUACAUGCCCGGAUCUCACGCUAUGGAUGGACCAUUUCCUAGUGUUGAAUGUGUUUCGUCGACCUGAAGCAACAGCAUCCAAUACCUAUUGGCAGUGCUACUAUAAUGCAUUGCUCUUGAUUCCGAUUUCCCUUUGGCACGAGAAGGGCUUUUUGGUUCGAGAACACAGAUAUCUCGCCGAUGAAACAGGAACUACCAGUCUACGAAAGCGACCGGACUAUAUCCUCCAAUACAAGGGACUCCUCUUGAUGCGUGGAGAAGAAAUGAGUUCUUUGGAGUCAAUAGCCAAGGCACGAGCGGAAUUGACGACCAAGAUGUACCGGUGGAAUGUGAUGCUUUAUGGAGAUCUCCUAUACAUGUUGGGCUACGCUACUUCCGGGAGUGAUCUACAAGUGGUGGCAAUCGAAAGAUCUGACGGACCGUGUCGCGCAACUGUGAUACUCGACUUCAACAUCUUCGAGGAUAAAGCUGGUGCUCUGAAGGUGUUUUACAACUUGGCGUUCUUGCUCCACAAGAUGGCCAAGUUGACGAAGCGAUCGUAUGCGUGUGAUCUCGUGCCAUUCGUACCCGAUGAAAACGAGAAGCGGAAGAUCGUGCUGCUGGAUGGUUUUAUCGAACGGACGAUCCAACGUACACAGAGCGGUGGUGAAAUGGACGUUGAGCGACUCAAAAGCGUAUACGAGACUCUGCAAGGAUUAGAUGAAAGCAGCCCCGUGACGCAUUUGCAGACCGUGGAAAAGUUGUCGGUGAAGCGAGACGGCCGUUUGGUCGUGGAACUGUCUCCGAUUGGUUAUCUGCGACUUCCAACAAUCGACGAGCUGAGCGAGUGGUUGCGACAUAUGCUGACAGCGUUGAAGUAUUGGCACGGGUGCGGGUACUGCCACGGUGAUAUUCGUUGGCGUAACAUUGUGCUGGUGCCGACCUCUGGAUUCAGCUAUUGGGUGUUGAUCGACAUGGAUGAGUCACGCCAACCCAACACAACGACUAUUCGGUGGAACCAUCGGUAUCAUGGUCACAAAUUACGAUUCCAGCACGACUUGUGUCAGCUUGGUCAGCUGAUGGGGGAGCUUCCCUUCGAGUUAUCCCACGAUCUGACGACUAUGCAAGCGAUGCUUCAAUCAGCGGUAGAUACGCCAGAGUUGACUGCAGAAGUUGCGCUCGCAACGCUGGAGGCGCGCAUUUGA